UAUAUGUUUCCCUUUCUUUACUCCUUUCUUUAUAUUUCUUUUUAUUUUUUCUUCUUUUCUCUUUUCCUUUACUCUGUUUUCCCUUUUCUUUGCUGUCGCUUUUUCGUUUUCUUUCCUCUUAUUCUCUCCUUUCCUCUUGUUUUUCCCCAUUCAUUCCUUCCUUCCUUUCCUUUCGUUCUUUUCUCUCUUUAGUGUACAGACGCUAUACUGCAGUUAGGCUCCUGGCGCUCUUUAGUGAGGUGGUUACUACGCAGCUUAUGAGCCAGUCUAUGUGCUGGGCCGACAACAUCAUCCUGGCCAUGGCCCCGCUGGGAGUGAUCACCGCCAUCGUCGGCGCCAUUCGCGUCGGCGGCCUGUCGUGGCUCAAGGCCAUCAUCAAAAGAGCAAGGGAGAGCCGUGCCAUCGUCGAGGCUGAGCUGAUGUCCCCUACGUCGAACGAAGUGUGUGAGUACUGGAACGGUCAGCAGAUUGUCAGGGUAAUGGGAAAGGGGCCGAUUCGGGAAUCCAUCAUCCUGACGCCCAAGCAAGGAGUAGAGGGCAGGGACCAGACAAAUGACAGUCCAGAAAACUCAUCAGCCGAGUCCCGGCCCGAGUGGAACGCUACCGUUCGAGCAACCAUGCUUGGCAAGCGUACUUUUAAAAAACAAGAGGACCCGGGGAAAGCCUUUCCAAAUGUCAGAGACGAGGAAAUAGGUAGCGGUUUGAACUCCGAGUGGCCGGACAAAGUCGCCGUUGUUCAAAUUGCGAUCGCCGACACACCCAACCUCACCCUCAACACUCAUAACCAAGUGGGCAGAGGAAAGCUUUAUAUGGUUGUCGUAUGUGGCCUUGUUCUUCAGCUUGGUGUCCUUGUCUACUCGGGACUCGCGACCUACCAUCCCAACCACAUGCAGCUUAAGGAUGGAAACCCAGUCGCAGGCUACGCCUUUCCCAGCACGUCGGAAACGAGAUACCGCCCUCUGGAUGAGACGGAAUUCUUCGGAAUAAUCCCGGAGACGGCGCUGCCCUUGAUUACAACUGCACACCGGGCCAGACAGGAGACGAUACUCCACAAUGUACGAGAAGCAAUCACUGCCGUUGGUACAAUGGUCAGCAUCUGCGGCUUUGUCGCGCAGUUCAGCGGUUUGGGCGACAUGCAUUGGUCAGCGUCCGUUGACCAGCUUGGCGCAGCCGUCGUCAUGACCACGUUCAGAGGAGCAAUCCGUCGCAAUCUUGCCAAAAAUUCAAAGGCAGUGCCUCUCGUUCGUGGUUACGAACUGGAUUGGCUGGCGAUGACCCUCGGGAAGCCUGCAAGCGCCCCUUGGCAGUGUCCUUUUGAAGAUGAGGAUUACAGCACGUGGAAGAAUUAUUACAGACCUUGGGCUGGAUCCUGGACGGACAAAUAGCACGGCCCUUCAACUGACGGUGACAACUGGGACUGGAUCAUUGCCGCCGUUGAAGUUCCGGAGAGACGCG
This is a messenger RNA of Parathielavia appendiculata, 1455 nucleotides long. RefSeq lists its product as uncharacterized. Lineage: Eukaryota; Fungi; Ascomycota; Sordariomycetes; Sordariales; Chaetomiaceae. The transcript is spliced from 5 exons. The coding region runs from base 258 to 1385 and encodes 375 amino acids. The record is from RefSeq and is a predicted model, not a curated record.